Rhizopus microsporus ATCC 52813 is the source of this 237-nucleotide messenger RNA. RefSeq names its product winged helix DNA-binding domain-containing protein. Gene Ontology annotation, molecular function: RNA polymerase II cis-regulatory region sequence-specific DNA binding; DNA-binding transcription factor activity, RNA polymerase II-specific. The record is from RefSeq and is a predicted model, not a curated record. Lineage: Eukaryota; Fungi; Mucoromycota; Mucoromycetes; Mucorales; Rhizopodaceae. The annotation marks the transcript as partial. Gene Ontology annotation, biological process: regulation of transcription by RNA polymerase II. The transcript has 2 exons.
CCGCCUUACUCAUACGCGACAAUCAUUGGCCAUGCUAUCCUGAGCAGCAAGGAACGAAAACUGACACUGAACGAGAUCUACCAAUGGAUAAUAGAGCAUUAUCCGUAUUAUACCAAUAGCAACUUAGGCUGGCAAAAUUCGGUUAGACACAAUUUAUCCUUGCAUAAAGCAUUUGUUAAAAUUCAGCGAGAAACCUCUGACCCUGGCCAAUCUCGAAAAGGAUGUUAUUGGACUAUU